AUGGUGUCUCUCUCAAGGGUUGCUUUCGUCACCUUCGGGGUGAUUCAUGGGGCUAAUGCAUGGGGUGCAUUAGGUCAUGCCACUGUAGCCUACGUUGCACAACAUUACAUGUCUCAUGAAGCCGCCAAAUGGGCCAAAACAGUCCUCAAUGACACUUCCGACUCAUACCUAGCAAACAUUGCUUCUUGGGCAGACAAAUACCGCCUCACAGAUGAGGGUAAAUGGUCAGCCCCAUUGCACUACAUCGAUGCCAUGGAUGACCCGCCAACAACCUGCAAUGUGGACUUUGAGCGCGACUGUCCAGCUGAAGGCUGCUCAAUCUCCGCCAUUGCCAAUUACACUCAGCGUGUAGGCAAUCGCAAACUGAGCAACCCCGAAACCGCCGAAGCUCUUAGAUUCCUCGUGCACAUCAUUGGUGAUCUCACUCAGCCACUGCACGACGAGAACUAUGAGGUUGGCGGAAAUGGUAUCAAGGUUACUUUCGACAACUACACUGACAAUCUUCAUUCCGAUUGGGAUACGUACAUGCCUGCAAAGUUGGUUGGCGGUAGCUCGCUCAAAGAUGCACAGGGAUGGGCCGAAAGCUUGGUCCAUGAGAUUAAGGCCGGCGCCUACAAGAAGCAAGCUAAGAAAUGGACCAAAGGCGACGACAUCAGUCAUACUGUCAAGACUGCCACUCGAUGGGCGGCGGAUGCCAAUGCCUAUAUCUGUACUGUGGUCAUGCCGGAUGGAGCUGCUGCCCUCGAGACUGGUGAUCUCUACCCGGAAUACUACAACUCUGCCAUCGGCACGAUCGAGAUCCAGGUCGCCAAGGGCGGUUACCGCCUAGCCAACUGGCUCAACGAGAUCUACGAGCAGAAGAUUAAGAACCACAAGGGAGGGAAAUUUGGCAAAUGGUCCCGAGAUGCAGCCCCUGAGCCCGAGUUUGUCUAUGAGCCUCGUGAGCCUCGUUCAAUGAGUCGCGAAAAUUUGGCCAGAGCUGCUAUGGGAGGAUCAUGUUGUACAUCGGGACGUGAGCAUAGCCAUUGA
This is a messenger RNA of Penicillium concentricum, 1029 nucleotides long. Its product is annotated as S1/P1 nuclease. The transcript is spliced from 2 exons. Lineage: Eukaryota; Fungi; Ascomycota; Eurotiomycetes; Eurotiales; Aspergillaceae. The record is from RefSeq and is a predicted model, not a curated record. Bases 1 to 1029 code for a protein of 342 amino acids. Gene Ontology annotation, molecular function: nucleic acid binding; endonuclease activity. Gene Ontology annotation, biological process: DNA catabolic process.